Molecule: messenger RNA, 1167 nt
Organism: Aspergillus clavatus NRRL 1
Lineage: Eukaryota; Fungi; Ascomycota; Eurotiomycetes; Eurotiales; Aspergillaceae
Product: mannitol-1-phosphate 5-dehydrogenase
Exons: 1
Coding region: 1-1167 (388 amino acids)
Biological process (GO): mannitol catabolic process
Cellular component (GO): cytosol
Molecular function (GO): mannitol-1-phosphate 5-dehydrogenase activity
Source: RefSeq, a predicted model, not a curated record
AUGGGCAAGAAGGCUAUCCAGUUCGGCGGUGGUAACAUCGGCCGUGGCUUCGUCGCCGAGUUUCUUCACGAAGCUGGCUAUGAGGUGGUUUUCGUUGAUGUCAUGGACAAGAUCAUCGAUGCUCUGACGAGCAACCCCUCUUACCAGGUCACCGAAGUCAGCGACGAGGGCGAGAGAACCAAGACCAUCACCAACUACAGUGCCAUUAACUCCAAGACCCACGAGAGUGAGGUCGUGCAGGAGAUUGCGACUGCUGAUGUUGUCACAUGCGCCGUCGGUCCUAACAUCCUCAAGUUCAUUGCUCCCGUCAUCGCCAAGGGUAUUGAUGCUCGCACCGCCUCUAAGCCCCUCGCCGUCAUUGCCUGUGAGAACGCCAUUGGUGCCACCGAUACCCUGCAUGGCUUCAUCAAGCAGAACACCGAUGAGAGCCGUCUCAGCACCAUGGGGGAGCGCGCCCAGUUCGCCAACUCCGCCAUCGACCGCAUUGUCCCCAACCAGCCUGCCGGUGAGGGUCUGAAUGUCCGCAUCGAGAAGUUCUACGAAUGGGUGGUGGAGAAGACCCCCUUCGGCAGUGUUGGCCACCCCGAUAUCCCUGCCAUCCACUGGGUCGACCACCUGGAGCCCUACAUUGAGCGCAAGCUGUUCACCGUCAACACCGGCCAUGCCACCACUGCCUACUAUGGCUACCAGCGCGGAAAGAAGAUGAUCGCUGAGGCUUUGGCCGAUCCCGAGAUCCGCCAAAUCGUACACCAGGUCCUAGAAGAAACCGCAUCGCUCAUCGUUGCCAAGCAUGAGAUCUCUGAGGAGGAGCAGAAGGAAUACGUCAACACCAUCAUCAGCCGCAUUUCCAACCCAUACCUGGAAGACAAUGUGGAACGUGUGGGACGUGCCCCCUUGCGCAAGCUGUCUCGCAAGGAGCGCUUCAUCGGACCUGCUGCGCAGUUGGCGGAGAAGGGAAUGAAGUAUGAUGCCUUGCUGGGUUCGGUCGAAAUGGCUCUCCGCUUCCAGAAUGUGCCUGGCGAUGAAGAGAGCGUCGAACUGGCGAAGAUUCUCAACGAAAUGUCUGCCGACGAUGCCACUGCCAAGCUCACCGGCCUGGAGAAGAGCCAUCCCCUGUACCAACCAGUACAGAACGUGGUCGCCAAGGUGCAGAAGGGCGGCAAAUAA